Messenger RNA from Capsicum annuum, 2518 nucleotides. Its product is annotated as PX domain-containing protein EREL1. The record is from RefSeq and is a predicted model, not a curated record. Gene Ontology annotation, biological process: protein transport. NCBI's taxonomy places the organism in Eukaryota, Viridiplantae, Streptophyta, Magnoliopsida, Solanales, Solanaceae. Bases 164 to 2326 code for a protein of 720 amino acids. Gene Ontology annotation, molecular function: phosphatidylinositol binding. The transcript has 10 exons.
AAAAUGCAUAAACAUACUUUGCACAGAAAAGAGUUUUGGCCGUAUAAAAUACACGAAUUUAGCUACAGAAUCAGGACCGUUACUUCGGCAGUUGAGCUAAGAAAAUCAACUAGACGACAAGCCUCGCCGGAGCAGCGUUUAAGCCUCACCGGAAAAAAAUCAAAUGGGCACUUUGUUACCGGAGAUGAACCUGUACGGUAAUUAUUCCUAUCUAGAUUUGGGAUUUAACGAUCCCGCUUUCAUCGAAUCCCUUUCGCUUUAUCGCAACGACGAUGAAUUACAAGGUAGGAAAAGUCGAAAGAGUCCGCCCAAGCACCGGCACGACGGUACUUCGCCGCUUCCUUUAGGGAUGGAUUGGAGUCCUGCUCCUCGCGUAUGGGUUGGACGUGAUACCAUCUGGCCACAUGAUUCACAUACAAGAUGGAGUUACUGUGCCACUAUUCCCUCUUGGACUAUCUCGUUACGUCCCAGAGGUUCAGCUACUGUAGUGUUUUACAGGGUUCAAAUUGGUAUACAAUCACCUGAUGGGUUCACAACCAUGCGAGAGAUACGACGAAGAUUUAGUGAUUUCUUAAAGCUAUCUUCAGAGCUGAAGAAAGAAUUCCCAAAGAAAAAGUUGCCCCCCUCUCCUUCAAAGGGACUUCUGAGAAUGCAAAGCAAUGAGCUUUUGGAAGAACGUAGGUGUUUACUGGAGGAUUGGAUGACGAAAGUGUUGUCUGACAUCGAGUUAUCAAGAAGUGCUCCCAUAGGGAUCUUUCUUGAGCUUGAAGCAGCCGCAAGGUCGUCAUUCUAUGAAUUGAAUCAGAAUGUUGUAGAUGAGAAUUCAUCCAUCAGUGUAGUUCCAUCGAAUCAAUUCUCAAAUAGUUCAGAUGUUUCUUUGCUUGCUGGUCCGUCAUCAUUUGCUUCUGAUUGCGGCAAUGAUUCUGCAUAUGGGACCCCUGAGCUGGGAUCUCCAACAGAGGGUAUGAGCCGGUUUCAUGAACUUGACAAUGCAGUGAUUUUCCAGGGUUUCACCCAUUCAGGGGAAGUAAAUUCUGAGGAUGCCAGGUUAAAACAUCAUGACAGCAAGCCAAUGAAGGAUUCUGAACAAGGGAACCGGGAAAAUCGCUUAAAUAUGCCCUCCACAGGAGGUGACACUGAUGAUUCCACUAAGAGAGUCAUAGAUAGUGCUCAUGUUAAGCAGACUCUCGAAACUGAUAUUGCUUCAGAAGAAGUCUCUGACAUUUCAAAUUUCUUGAAGCUUGAACCAUUGAAGAAUACCUCACAUGACCCUGCUGAAGGUGCUGAUUUGUCAGGACUAAAUACACCAACAAGCUCCAACCGACAGUUCCCGGGCCAUUUACAAGCUGUUAUUCAAUUGGAUGAGCAAAAUAAAUUGAAUAGAACCCUCAGUACUAUGCAACUGAGGCUGGCAACAGCGAAAACUGACAUUGAAGAUCUCUUGGCGAGACUGAAUCAAGAGCUUGCUGUGAGACAGUACCUUGCCACAAAGGUCAGAGAUUUGGAAAUUGAGCUUGAUUCUCUAAAACAGAGUGGCAAAGAGAACCUGCAGCAAGCAGUUCAAAGUGAGAGGGAAAAAUUUACUCAAAUGCUUUGGGAUAUGGAGGAACUUAGAAGCAAGUGUGUGGAGAUGGAGUUGAAGCUGACGUCUGAGCAGGCUGACAAGAUUAACAUGGAAUCAACGCAAAGAUUCAUAGUACAAAAGAAUGAAAGACUGCAUGAAGAGUUGGAUGCUGCUCAACAGCAGGUCAAUAGCUUGCAGAAACACCAUUUGGAGUUGGAGUCAAAGUCAAAUGCAGAUGUCAAACUUUUGGUCAAGGAGAUUAAAUCUCUAAGAAGUUCCCACACAGAACUCAAGCAAGAGCUCAGCAAAUUGGCAAAAGAGAAGGCAGAUGUUGAAAUGAUUCUACAGGAGGAAAGACAACGUAGGGAACACGCUAAUGCUGCAAAUAUUAAGUUGCUGCAUGAAUAUGAAAUUCUUCGCAAUAGACUUGAGGAAUGCAGUGUCAGUUUUCUCAUCGAGGAGGAAAAUAAACUGGUCCUGGAUGCUGCUAACCCUUCUGAUGCCAUUGAUAUACUGUCAACAUCAGAUGAUCGAAUAGGUGUACUUCUUGCAGAGUCCCAGCUGCUAGCACAAGAUGUUGAAUCUCACAUUGAUGGAGAAUAUUCAAGGACAGCAGUGGAUGAAUUGAGGAAGCAGCUAGCUGUCGUUUACAUUGACAAUGCCAAAUUGAGGAAACAAAUGAAUUCUGUCAUACGUUAUGCACUACAAACAGCUAGUGGAUCGGAGGAAAACGAGGAAGAGAGCCCUCCAUCAAGUUGUUAGACGGAUAAUUUAUAGAACUCAAGACACCUAUCUAUAAUGUUUAAUAUGUAGAAGCUUGUGUAAUGUUCUCUCUUUUACUUCUCAAAUACGCUUGUAUAUGUGGCUUACUUCUUUAUUAUGUAAUCUUUAAUUGGAGAACUGACAUUUGAAGAUAUAAGUUUGAAAUAAAGCUUUCAAAUGUGCUGCUAUAAA